Pochonia chlamydosporia 170 is the source of this 1308-nucleotide messenger RNA. RefSeq names its product efflux pump antibiotic resistance protein. Gene Ontology annotation, molecular function: transmembrane transporter activity. The record is from RefSeq and is a predicted model, not a curated record. Gene Ontology annotation, biological process: transmembrane transport. The transcript has 2 exons. The coding region runs from base 1 to 1308 and encodes 435 amino acids. Lineage: Eukaryota; Fungi; Ascomycota; Sordariomycetes; Hypocreales; Clavicipitaceae.
AUGGCAGGUAGUGUAGUGGCCGGCGCGGGUGAAAGCUUGUCGGUCAUCAUUGCUGGCCGUAGCGUAAUGGGACUGGGGGGAGCCGUCAUCUUUAACAUGUCAUAUCUCGCAUUCUUUGCAAGAACGAAAAAGACAACAACGCUAGUGGCAUGCUGUAGUGCUUCAUGGGCGAUUGGUCUGACCAUCGGUGGGCCAAUUGGAAGUGCUCUUGCUGAAGCUGUAUCCUGGCGCUGGGCUUUGUAUCUUAAUAUCCCUCUUACUUUACUCGCGUUUAUCCUGUCCUGGUUCUGCGCUCCGGACCACCUAUUCGACGAAACAACUCCUCUGCUGCUGCGGCUUAAACGAGCAGACCCAGUAGGAGUCUUGUUCAAUGCUGCAGUACCAGAACUAUUCGCUGUAGCAUUAACGUUUGCAGGUCCUGUAUGGGAGUGGAAUGCCAUCCAAUCUCGAGCUGCAUGGGCAUUAUUUGCCUCUCUACUCAUUGCAUGGAUAGUACAGCAAUAUUUCUGUAUACUAACUACAGUGAAAGAACGUGCUUUGCCUCUACAUAUUCUAGUUCGACUAGAUCUGAUCCCCAUCUGGAUUGCAACAGCGUGCGCUGGAUCGGCAUAUGCGGUCGUGCUUAUAUACUCCCCUUUAUUUUUUACCUUCAUCCGGGGGGCUAGUGCUCUUCAACAAUCAGUAUGGUUACUGCCAUUUACUUUGUCGUUUAUAUGCACUCUUCUUUUAACUGGAUGGUUUCUUCCAUUGAUAAAGUAUUACAAGCUCAUCUAUAUCGCAGGCGGGGCUUUGACGGUUGCUAGCUCGGCUGCCAUUGCGACGACAUUGUCAGUAAAUACAGCCCAGUGGAAAAUGAUGGGAUUGGAAGCCCUCGUUGGUGUGGGGUUGGGCCUACAAUUCCAACAUGGCUCAGGUAUUUCAAUUGUAUUGAAUGACAAGAAGAGUGAUCGAGUCGAUAGUAUUGCCUUCUGCAACAUAGCCCAGUUUGGUGGAAUCGCUGUCACACUCUCUGUUUCGGGCUGUAUCUUUCAGAAUUUAGGCUACAAACUGUUACGUGAAACUCUUCAUGAAGGGAAUAUGCCAGAAUAUGCAAUCCGAGAAGCGCUUGCUGGUGUAUCGUCGGCGUUAUCACGAGAAUCGGAGUCUCAACAGCGUGUUUUAUCAGCGGUGGUCAAAGUCAUUUCCAAAAUUUUUCUUAUUGUUGUUGCUGCAGGGGGGUUGAGCCUUCUUUCUGGAUUGGUGAUGAGUCCAAAAUCGUUGGAUAUUGAGGAAAUGCCUUCUCAAGCUGACACAUCUGAGCUCACUUGA